This is a messenger RNA of Parastagonospora nodorum SN15, 736 nucleotides long. RefSeq lists its product as hypothetical. The record is from RefSeq and is a predicted model, not a curated record. Bases 1 to 453 code for a protein of 150 amino acids. NCBI's taxonomy places the organism in Eukaryota, Fungi, Ascomycota, Dothideomycetes, Pleosporales, Phaeosphaeriaceae. The transcript has 3 exons.
AUGGCAGGCGGUCACCUUGACUUCUCCCGCUCUGCAAUCGCAACAACAAACAGCUCACAGACCUUUCAAUCGCACUCAUCCAAAUCACUGCACCCCUUCGAAACAUCCCACGCACUACCAGCCGCGAUCACCAUGUCUGCACAACAGGACAACCAGAUGCAGGGUGUCCAGGACCCCGCUGCCGAGGGCAAAGGCAAGGGCAAGGCACCCGAGGACAACACCGUGGAGGAGUCUAUGGACGACGACUCCAGUGAUGAGUCUGGUGCUGAGGAGCAGGUACUCGAGGAGCCCGACGAGGACAACAUGGAGGAGAUUGAUACGGCUAACGUCAUCGGAUCCCGCACGCGCGGCAAGAACAUCGACUUCGCCAAGGCCAACCAGGAGCUCGGCGACGACGACGAGGAGGACGACGACGAGGACUUUGUCGACCCCGAUGACGAGAUGAAGGACUAGAGAGUUGCAAGCUGCACUCUCUGUGUCUUUUGGUCUCCCUCCACGCGAUCACGAACUUUUCAACGUUCAUAUUUGGGUUGGGUUUGAUACACAAAAGGCUUUUGGGCAUUGGAUAGCGGGUAGGCUCAUGCAGAUAUUGGAGUCUUGGUGCGCUUGCCAGUGGGGCUGCCGUGGGGUUGGACAUCUGCUGUGCGCGCGUUGAGCGUGGCAUGUUUGCAGUAUGGAAAAGUCGCACAAGCAUAGCACUCAGCGUACAUGAAAUAUCAACUUUACGAUACCUGUC